Phlebotomus argentipes is the source of this 3000-nucleotide messenger RNA. It is a transcript of the gene cysu, whose product is annotated as chorion peroxidase. Lineage: Eukaryota; Metazoa; Arthropoda; Insecta; Diptera; Psychodidae. Gene Ontology annotation, molecular function: peroxidase activity; heme binding. The record is from RefSeq and is a predicted model, not a curated record. The transcript is spliced from 7 exons. Gene Ontology annotation, biological process: response to oxidative stress. Bases 98 to 2020 code for a protein of 640 amino acids.
AAAAGAUGGAAAAACUCGCGUGAUACUGCCGUGUUUGUUUUGGCGGAAUAAUUAACACACUCACGGAGACGAUUAUGUGACUUUUUACCACACUUGAAUGUACGGACUCUCCUAUGAGGACAUCGAGAAGGGCUUGCCGCACAUCGACACGUCCAAGACGCUCGUGCGCGACGUCUGUCCGCCCUUCCUGUCCGGCGUGGAGUGUCGUCCGGGCAAGUAUCGGCGCUUCGACGGGCUGUGCAACAAUCUGGACAAUCCCACGUGGGGUGCCGCCAACACACCCUUCCAGCGCCUCGUGGGGCCCCUCUAUUCGGACGGCAUCAACGCGCCCAGGAUCAGCGUGACGGGACACGAGCUGCCCUACUCGCGCGUCGUGUCCAGAACCAUGCAUCCGGACGACGGCUUCCACGAUCACGCCGGCACGGUGAUGGUGAUCGCUUGGGGACAAUUCAUGGAUCAUGAUUUCACACUCACGGCCACACCACUGGAUCCGAUCAAUCGCAAUGAUCCCGAGGAGUGCUGCAAGCGACCGCCGCACCUCAAGCAUCCCUACUGCAAUGAGAUCCGCGUCCCCGACGACGACUACUUCUACCGUCUGUUCAACGUGAAGUGCAUCGACUUCGUCCGGGGCUUCCCGUCGCCCAGACCAGGAUGCAGACUGGGCUCCAGGCAGCAAUUCAACACGCUUACCGGCGUCAUUGACGGCAACACAGUUUACGGCGUAACGGAGAAGUUUGCCAGGAAAUUGCGAGCAGGAUUUGGCGGGCUGAUGCGCAUGAAUCCGGUGUUUGCCGAGUACGGACUGAAGGACAUGCUGCCGCUGAAGCUGGACAUCCCGGACGAGGGAUGCACGAGGCCCAACAAGAGCAUGUUCUGCUUCGAGGCCGGAGAGAUUCGAGUCAAUGAGCAGCUCGUCCUCACCUGCAUGCACACUCUCAUGGCCAGGCAGCACAACAAGCUCGCCACGGAAUUGGCUCAGAUCAAUCCUCACUGGGACGACGAGACACUUUUCCAGGAAUCGCGACGCAUCAAUAUCGCCAUCAUCCAGCACAUCACUUUCAAUGAGUUCCUGCCGAUUCUGCUGGGCAAGGAGGUGAUGGAGAAGUUCGGUUUGGUGCUGGAGAAGGAGGGCUAUUGGGAUGGCUAUGAUAAUCACAUCAAUCCGGCCAUCAUUGACGCCUUCGCGGCUGCCGCCUUCCGCUUCGGUCACUCUUUGCUGCCCACAGCCGUCGAGCGCUGGUCCAAGGCGCACAAGUUCAUCGCCUCGAAGCGUCUGUCCGACCUCAUUCGUCGUCCCUACGAUCUGUACCGCGCCGGAGUGUUUGACGAGUACUUCAUGGGACUGAUGAAUCAGGUGGCGCAGGCGAUGGACGACUCCAUCACGCAGGAGGUGACGAAUCAUCUGUUCAAGAAGGAGGGCAAUCGCUUCGGCAUGGAUCUGGUGUCGUUCAACAUGCAGCGCGGCAGGGAAUUCGGACUGCCCGGAUAUAUGGAGUUCAGGAAGUUCUGUGGCCUGCCGACGUCCCACACGUGGGAGGAGAUGUUCGGCUCGAUGCCCAAUGACACAAUUCGCCGAUACGAGAGCAUUUUCCAGCAUCCUGCUGACAUUGAUUUAUGGUCCGGCGGCGUCUCCGAGAGAUCACUGCCUGGCUCCAUGCUCGGGCCCACCUUCGCUUGCGUCAUCGCCACACAGCUGAGCUACUUGCGGCGCGGCGACCGCUUCUGGUACGAAUUGCCAAAUCAGCCGUCGUCCUUCACGCCGGAGCAACUGCAGGAGAUCAGGAAGAUCAAGCUGUCGCGCCUGAUCUGCGACAACACCGAUCUCAUCGACACCAUCCAGAUCUACCCAAUGGUUCUGCCUGACCAUGAGAUAAACCCCCGAGUGCCAUGCAAGAGUGGAAUUAUUCCAUCAAUCGACCUGACCAAGUGGGCAGACUAUGGACAUUCAUCAGACUACUCACCUCAUCAAUAUCAAUAUUUCAAUGAGCUUCACGAUACCGUGGUAAGCUUCAAGAAGUAAAACCCAUAGCACGAUCCAACCCAGCACAGAGACACACAAAAUGUAUAAAGAGAAAGGCCCGGUGCACCAAAUUCUGUACAAAACUCCCCCAGUUUUGCCCUGAGGAAUUGUGGUUGAGCGGAUUUGAUGGCGUUGUGAUUGGGUUCUUUUUGGCGUUUGAGGGCACCAAAAAUGGGCAACGGAGCUUCCAUGUGAAGUGCGAUUUCCCUGUAAAUUCCACGGAGAUUUUCCCCCCCAAAAUCCUUUUUCAUUUAAUUUUAUAGACAUUCACUCAUUCGACAGUUAAUGCAUUUUUUUUUGUAAUUAUUUAUUUCUCCUAUUAUUUCUUCAUUUUGCCAUUUUUUUACGUCUCUUUUUGAUUUAACUGAUAAAAAGAAGUAGCAUUUAUGGAAUGACAAUUUGUGGGUGGUGUAAAGUAGAUUUUCUUUUUUCGAUAAUUGACACCCUUUAGAUUUGUAGUUUUACGCAUUUUCCUUUCACACUGUUUCUUCCUUUUUUUUCCUUUUGUACAGAAAGUUUAUGUAUUUUUUACACUAUGUAGUUGGAGUUAAUUUUUUCAGCAUGCGAAAUCACCCUUCUUUCUUCCUAUAAACUUUCCUCCAUUAUGUUUGAGACAUGAAAAAAUCCCCUGUAUAAAUGUAUUAUUUGUCCAAAUGUACAUGAAAGAUUUUGUAAAUAUAAAUAAAUGUGAGAGAAGUGAGUAAAUUUCGCCCGCAGAGUAGCUAAGAUAAAUGGGAAAUCUUUCAAUUUAGCCAUUCUAUGCCAACAAUUACCUGAGUUUCAAGCGGAAGAAGCGCAGCGCCGACAUGGAGGGUGAUGAGUAUCACCUGUACACUGUCUACGGCCCACCCAGUGUCCGGAACAGCACGAGGAGCAAGCCUGGGCGGCGGAAGAAGGUGUCCAGCACCAUCACAGAGGCGCCCAAGGAGGCGCUCGAGGCGGCGGAGCUCGCCAAUGAUGAGUUCUUCUUCAGGAACAUG